This is a messenger RNA of Drosophila erecta, 676 nucleotides long. RefSeq lists its product as uncharacterized. The record is from RefSeq and is a predicted model, not a curated record. Lineage: Eukaryota; Metazoa; Arthropoda; Insecta; Diptera; Drosophilidae. Bases 123 to 536 code for a protein of 137 amino acids. The transcript has a single exon.
AUAAAUAAUCCUGGUAAACCACGACAGGACAUCAUUCACAGCUCAAGCUGCCAAGCAGUCACAGCUCGCCCUGUCACAGCCAGUACUUUGAGUCUACAUAAAAAACGGAAAACCGAGCUGAAAUGGAAAGCCAACGUAAUAUCGUCAACCACCGACGCGGAGCUCGCCCGAGCGUGGGCUAUCUACUUUUCCAGUACCAGAGCGAGCUGACCCGCCGCCAUGCGGAACCCACGCGGCUGUCCCGCACCAAGAUCCACAUAAUCGAUGGCCUGGUGUCCCGCACCAUCCGCCACAUGAAGCACUGCAGCAUGGAGGAUCUGAAGGCCUGCAAGAGGGAGCUCGUCUACAAGGAGCAGCUGCGCGAUCAGCUCAAGAACAUGCGACGCAAGCGAUCCUCGUCCGCCAACAACAUCAAAGUUAGUGCCAACACAUCCGGCCCCGUUGUGAGUGUCAAGGCGCCAGGUACUCCACCGAAACCCCUCUCCACACGACAGUUCUCCAAGAUGAACAUGUUCGGACCGGAGAUCUUUGUCUGAGUUUGACUUAACCUAUUGCAAUUUUAAAUUCACUAGUUUAACGCAAAUAUUUCCUUAAUUGUUGACGAUUAAAAAUCAAAGAACAUGAAAAAUACUUAAGACAAACAUCAAACAAAAAUAUAUAAGAGCAAUAUCACAAA